AUGAUCCCAUCUGUUCUCUUAAACAUUUGGAACUCUCUUCCAUCUUUCUCUCAUCAUCAUCAUCAUCAUCAUGACACAUCGGAAACUUCUUCCAAAACCAUAACAACAACAACAACACAAAAAGCAGAUUCUGAGCCAACUUCCAAAAUAACAUCCUCCUCUUCUUCCAAUGGAACCGAUAAAACCUAUCACAUCAAUGAUCUCCUCAUUCCAUUUCCUUCCAUUCCCGUUCAUGAAAUUUUACAAAUCGAUCGAGAGCAUGACAUUCAAUCCUCCAUUCAAUUCGAAUCUUUGGAACAUGCUGUCACUGGAUGUUUUCUCCUCCAUAACGUGUUGACUCGUCUCGAAUGUGAAACAUUAAUUCAAAUUUCGGAACAAAUGGGAUAUCAACCAUCGCCACUUUCGAUUUUGAGUGGUCAGUUUAAUACGAGUGAAUAUAAUCAGAGUACGAAACAAGUGAGAGAUUCUGAGAGAGUGUUGACAGAUAUGCCUCAAGAGGUGAUUCGAGUGUUGAAUGAAAGGAUUGAAAAAUAUUUACCACAAACGAUCCAAUUACAUAGUGGGGAAUGGACAUUUUUAUCUAAAAAUGGUAAACAAGAAGAAAUCAUUGAAAAGGAACGCAAUAAUGAAUAUUCAGAUUUAUGGCUACUUCGAAAAGGGACUCCCAUUAAUGAACGUAUUCGUUUCAACAAGUACACUCCAACUAAGAAAUUUGGUCCUCAUUUCGACGCUGGUUACAAGAAGAAUAAGAAUGAAAUGACCUUAUUGACCAUCAUCUUUUAUUUGAAUGAUAAUUUUAGUGGAGGAGAAACGACCUUCUUUCCAGGAGGUAAACGAACGCAAAUGGAUGAACCCAAUAGUGUAGUGAAAGAAUAUCGAAUUGUUCCUCGUGCUGGAAUGGUGAGUGUGUUUUAUCAGAAUGGGCCUUUGAAUCAUCGACAUGAAGGUUCUCCUGUCAUUGAGGGAUGUAAAUAUAUUAUACGAAGUGAUAUUGCCUAUGUGAGGGCUGUUCCAUUGCCUUAA
Naegleria lovaniensis is the source of this 1023-nucleotide messenger RNA. RefSeq lists its product as uncharacterized. Bases 1 to 1023 code for a protein of 340 amino acids. The record is from RefSeq and is a predicted model, not a curated record. Gene Ontology annotation, cellular component: endoplasmic reticulum. Gene Ontology annotation, biological process: peptidyl-proline hydroxylation to 4-hydroxy-L-proline. Gene Ontology annotation, molecular function: iron ion binding; procollagen-proline 4-dioxygenase activity; L-ascorbic acid binding. Lineage: Eukaryota; Heterolobosea; Eutetramitea; Acrasida; Naegleriidae. The transcript has a single exon.